This is a messenger RNA of Numida meleagris (helmeted guineafowl), 872 nucleotides long. It is a transcript of the gene AK1, whose product is annotated as adenylate kinase 1. Gene Ontology annotation, biological process: ATP metabolic process; nucleoside triphosphate biosynthetic process. The transcript has 7 exons. Gene Ontology annotation, cellular component: cytoplasm; cytosol. NCBI's taxonomy places the organism in Eukaryota, Metazoa, Chordata, Aves, Galliformes, Numididae. The record is from RefSeq and is a predicted model, not a curated record. Bases 16 to 711 code for a protein of 231 amino acids. Gene Ontology annotation, molecular function: AMP kinase activity; ATP binding; nucleoside diphosphate kinase activity.
GGGAGGGUGCCGGUAAUGUCACCUUGCGUCACCCGGCAGUGCUGGCACAGGGCGGGUGGCUGCCGGCAGCUAGGUAGGCGAUGGCCGCAGGAGCCUGAAGUGCUCCUCCACCCAGACAGCAGCAGCAUGUCGACAGAAAAACUGAAGCACCACAAGAUCAUCUUUGUGGUGGGUGGCCCCGGCUCCGGGAAGGGGACACAAUGCGAGAAGAUUGUGCACAAGUAUGGGUACACUCACCUCUCCACUGGGGACCUGCUCCGGGCAGAGGUCAGCUCAGGCUCAGAGCGGGGCAAGAAGCUACAAGCCAUCAUGGAGAAGGGCGAGCUGGUGCCCCUGGACACGGUGCUGGACAUGCUGCGGGAUGCCAUGUUGGCCAAGGCAGACACCUCCAAGGGUUUCCUCAUUGAUGGCUACCCCCGGGAGGUGAAGCAGGGAGAGGAGUUCGAGAAGAAGAUCGGCCCCCCCACGCUGCUGCUCUACGUGGAUGCGGGGAAAGAGACGAUGGUGAAGCGGCUGCUGAAGCGGGGAGAGACCAGCGGGCGGGUGGACGACAACGAGGAGACCAUCAAAAAGCGCCUGGAGACCUACUACAAGGCUACCGAGCCUGUCAUAGCCUUCUACAAGGGCCGGGGCAUCGUCCGCCAGCUGAAUGCCGAGGGCAGCGUGGAUGAGGUUUUCCAGCAGGUCUGCUCCUUCCUCGACAAGCUGUGACAGCCCCGCGCCCCCCACCCUGCGCUCCCCCCGCACGCGCGGGGCAGAGACAGCGGAAGUGGCCUUAUCCUGUUUUCGUGGACAGAGCCGCGCGAAGGAAAUUUCAAGGACAUUGUGUUUGGCUCUUUCCCGUCUCUCCCCAGUAAAGUUCACUUUAAUGA